AAGAAUCCCCAUACCCAAUCCUCACCAACUUAUUACAUCACCCUUUUACUUUCAAUUCCCCCCUUUUCUCCCUCUAUCUGUUUCUCUCCACACUCUGAAAAACAGAAGCGUCGCAGUUACUAAUCAAUUCAGUAAACUCAUCUUUCCCAUUUCAUUUAACAUCUACCUGCUCUAAUCCAUUGACUUUCACUCUAUAAUUUCCCCCAAUUUCUUUCAUACAUCGCAAUUGUCAAUACCCAGAAAAACCCUCCACCAUUUUCUUCAAUUUUACCCAGAUUUCCCCCCUUUUUUUCUUCUUUUUGAGUCUGAAAUGAUGAUAAUGACAUCAUUUUAAGAUUUUUUUUUGUAAUACAAGUUUUACCCAUUUAUCUUCUUACAAUUUUAUUAUUCCCCAGAUUGAAUAUUUGGUCAAUUUCAUAAUUUUUUCUGGUAAAUCAAACAGGGUACAAGCAAAAAUGGAAAUGAAAUUCGAUAAUCUUGCGGAGAAGGAUAGAUUACAAGAAAAGAAUAAUUUCAAGUAUGAAAAUGGUGGUGAUAAAUCAGAUUGUUACAUCGUUGACUUGGAGAAUAUUUGUAAUGGUGGUGUUGACAAAUUAGAACAAUCUAUCAAUUCUUCAACAAUUACAACAAAUUCAAGAAUUACUUUUCAAAGAAGUCUUUCUAGAAAAGUCCCUCAUCUUCGUGGCGCCGAGAAGAAGAUUAAUGAUAGGGACAUCACUACCUUGGCUCCUUCCUCUUCCCCUAGAGCUGUUCAAGUUGUAAGCACGCCAGAAAAGUAUGUUUCUCCUCCUACCAUAUCAGUGGGAUCACAAGAUCACACCAUGAAUAACCAUCACCAGGUAUCACAGCAUCAAAUCACCAUUAAAACAGGAGGUAUCAACAGUAUAGCAGACGGUAGAUGGGGUAGGAGAUCCAGCUUCAAGCGUUCGUCUUACACUUGGUUUUCUGACCCUAAAAGAGUCCUUUUCUUCUUCGCCACCCUAUCAUGUAUGGGAACAAUGCUGCUCAUUUAUUUCACACUAUCUGUCAGCAAGGCUAAUAACAAAGAGAAUGCAUUGGAUUGGCAGUAAUGAUUCAACACAACACAAACACAAAAUGAAUGUUCUUAAAACAUCUUUGCUAAUAAAAGAUUUAGAGAAUGUACAGCCACCUUUUUGGUUAAGCAUAGGGUUGAGCAGCAGAUGGAAUGCUGGGAGCAAAAGCAUCAUAAUACAGCAAAGAAUAGCAGCACGAUAUGUUUUUGUGGUCCUUUUUUUUUUUUUUUUUUAUGUUAAUGGAAUGUAUAGAAUGAUUCUCCUUACAUACAAGAAUGAGAUGGAGAAUAUUGAGGAUACUUUUCAAACCUUUUACUGAUGUUAUCAGUUCCAUUAAUCUUCUUUUUUGUGCUUUUUGUUGUAUAAAAACGCAUGAUAUUGGCCUUUUGUAGUGAUUUAUGGGUUUCAUGUGAGGAUUUGAAGGGAAUAUUCCCUAUCUUGUGUCUAAUCUAAGUUAAGACAAGUGAAUCGAGUACCCUUUGUGUUUAGACAUAGUCAUCGACUCAGUAUUCCGCUUAAAAACAAGGCCUGAAUGGAAAAAAUAACAGACAAUCCAUAUAGUUUGUGUUUAGACAUAGCAAUUGCAAAUCAUACAAGUUAACUUGUUCUUCAUAUGAAUCGAAUCUAGGCUUAUACUUUGACAAAGUGGUAUGUCGAUAGAGUAUAGAAUAUAUUACCAGGAU
Amaranthus tricolor (Joseph's coat) is the source of this 1717-nucleotide messenger RNA. RefSeq lists its product as uncharacterized. The record is from RefSeq and is a predicted model, not a curated record. Lineage: Eukaryota; Viridiplantae; Streptophyta; Magnoliopsida; Caryophyllales; Amaranthaceae. Bases 456 to 1070 code for a protein of 204 amino acids. The transcript is spliced from 5 exons.